AUGGGGGCUCUUGUUGAUUCCCGACAGAUCAAUGGAUCCGAUCUGAUCUCUGCUCUCCACCUCUCUCAGCAAGCGCCUGCGAUACUCGGCCAUGAUUCAUCCAAAUCCAUCACUGAUUCUUCCUCCUCGGAUACUGCAGAGGAAUAUGGGCAGAUUGAAAAGCUAUUCCUUGCAUGUCUGCGCACGGGUGAUGACCUGUCUGCCAAGGCCUGUCUCGAUCGAUUAAGCCGCCGGUUUGGUGCCUCCAAUGAGAGGGUAAUGGGGCUCCGUGGCCUCUACCAGGAGGCGACUGCUAAAGACAACUCAGACAUGGAGAAAUGCCUGCAGGAAUAUGAAAACAUUCUGGGGGAGAACCCAGUCAAUAUGCCCAUACUGAAGCGUCGGGUAGCUUUGCUACGUUCGCUUCACCGACCUGCUGAUGCGAUCACCGCUCUCAUCCAGCUUCUCGAUGCAAUUCCAACCGACGCGGAAGCUUGGUGUGAACUCGCCGACCUGUACCAAUCCCAGGGUCUCGGCGCACAAGCCAUCUUCAGCCUCGAGGAGGCUCUUCUCAUCGCUCCCAACGCCUGGAAUAUCCACGCCCGACUCGGCGAGGUUCUCUAUGUCAAUACGCCCUCCGAUGGGCAGCUUGCGAGCAAGUCGAUCCAACAUUUCUGCCGAAGCAUUGAGCUCUGUGAUGAUUACCUGCGCGGGUUUUACGGAUUGGCUUUGGCCUCCUCUCGUAUGCUGGGAACCAACUUUGAGAAUUCAGUGGUUCCGAAGAAGACCGUUGAGCGACUACAACGGUUUGCAUUUCAACGACUCCGGGAACUUGUCCAGUCCCGGUCGGUAGAUGAUCAACAUUGGGCAUCUAGUCGCAGUGAACUGAUUGCCGCCAAGGCCUUAUUGAAUCGCUUUCAGUCAGCUCAAUAA
Molecule: messenger RNA, 912 nt
Organism: Penicillium odoratum
Lineage: Eukaryota; Fungi; Ascomycota; Eurotiomycetes; Eurotiales; Aspergillaceae
Exons: 4
Coding region: 1-912 (303 amino acids)
Biological process (GO): protein folding in endoplasmic reticulum
Cellular component (GO): EMC complex
Molecular function (GO): protein binding
Source: RefSeq, a predicted model, not a curated record